Messenger RNA from Acyrthosiphon pisum (pea aphid), 552 nucleotides. RefSeq lists its product as uncharacterized. Bases 1 to 552 code for a protein of 183 amino acids. The record is from RefSeq and is a predicted model, not a curated record. Gene Ontology annotation, molecular function: DNA binding. The transcript is spliced from 3 exons. NCBI's taxonomy places the organism in Eukaryota, Metazoa, Arthropoda, Insecta, Hemiptera, Aphididae.
AUGGAUAAAUAUAUUAUAAAAAAGGCAAGUUCAAGUAAACGGACAAUUCAGGAGGUAGAUGAUGAUACUGCAGAUGACAUGGUUUCCCAUCAAAAUAUAGACACAUCCUUGGAAACGACGGAAACAUCAGAGCAUACGUCACAAGAAACAGUAGAAACUUUACAAAAAUUGUAUUUAUUUAAUGGGCAAUUCUUUUCUAUUGUACAUUGUGACGGAAUUAAGUUAGUAGCACAAUGUAAAAACUGCUCAAAAGUAAUUCAUGGUCAAAAAAUGUCAACCAGAAAUUUCCUAAGCCACUUAAAACAUAAACAUCAGGUAUUAUUACACCAAGUACAAGAGGCUCGAAGCAAUGCAAAACUAUCAAAUAAAACAAAUGUACUUAGUCGACCAACCAAAAAACUUACAAAACAACAGAUAAAUAAAGUAGUGUUUGAUUAUAUCAUUGAUGAAAUGAAACCUCUAGUUACAUGCGAAAAACCUUCUUUUCAAAAGUUAAUCAUGGAAUUGUCUGGAAUUACUGAUACUGCUUUAUUACCAAAUAGAAAACAAUGA